This is a messenger RNA of Apis cerana (Asiatic honeybee), 2397 nucleotides long. Its product is annotated as protein ST7 homolog. Gene Ontology annotation, molecular function: protein binding. NCBI's taxonomy places the organism in Eukaryota, Metazoa, Arthropoda, Insecta, Hymenoptera, Apidae. The record is from RefSeq and is a predicted model, not a curated record.
UAAGUGCUGGAAAUCUCGAAGAAUCUCGUUGCAAAUAGGAUUCUGUUUUCAGCAACUUCAGGCAAAAUAAAUGCUAAACUACAUUUAACGUUACGAUGAAAACAUAUUUAAAUUUGAAAAAAACAUGUGUAAACGUUAAGAUUAUUUUCUUUUAAUCUUAUUAAUUAAAAUAAAAUAAAACAAAUAAUAUUUUUUGAGUAAUAUAUGAAUAUAGUAAAAAGAAUGUAGUUAAAAAGUUAACAGUGAUGCAAUGUUUAUUAAUUAAAAUUGUUCAUACAGCAGUAUUAUAAUAGUGCAAUUAGGAACAAUCCAAAAAUAAUAUAUUUGGUGUUAUAUUAUAAAUGGCCCUAUUAUUCACAAGCAUGUGGGAUUCAACAAUGUUUUUGAGCACCUUAACCCCAAAAUUUUAUGUUGCACUCACUGGAACGUCAUCCUUAAUUUCUGGAUUGAUUCUUAUUUUUGAAUGGUGGUAUUUUAGAAAAUAUGGUACAUCUUUUAUUGAACAAGUAUCUUUAAAUCAUAUUUCACCAUGGAUUGGUGGAGGUGACAGUGGAUCAGAUGGAAAUAAUUCAAGUUUAAAUGGUUCAAAUUCAAAUCAACAAAAUGUUCCAGAAUGUAAAGUUUGGCGGAAUCCAAUAAAUUUAUUUAGAGGAGCAGAAUAUCAAAGAUUUUAUUGGGCUACAAAUAAAGAGCCAUUAACAUAUUAUGAUAUGAACUUAUCUGCUCAAGAUCACCAAACAUUUUUUACCUGUGAAGGUGACACAGGUAAGGCUGAAUAUGAAAUCAUGCAAACUGCAUGGAGAGAACGUAAUCCUGUAGUUCGAAUAAAAGCUGCACAUAGUGCUCUUGAACGUAAUCCUGAUUGUGCACCUGCAUAUAUUUUACUUGCCGAAGAAGAAGCUACUACUAUUAUAGAAGCAGAAAAAAUUUUAAAACAAGCCUUAAAAGUAGCAGAAAAUAAUUAUAGAAAAUCUCAAAGUACUCAACAUCAAGGAGCCAUUGCAGAAGCAAUACACAGAAGAGAUACAAAUGUAUUAAUAUAUGUUAAACGAAGAUUAGCUAUGUGUGCAAGAAAAUUGGGCAAAUUAAAAGAAGCAGUAAAAAUGUUUAGAGAUUUGACAAAGGAAGUUCCACCAAUUAUGAAUGUGCUAAACAUUCAUGAAAAUUUAAUUGAAGCUUUAUUAGAAAUGCAAGCAUAUGCAGAUGUUCAAGCAGUAUUAGCAAAAUAUGAUGAUAUUAGUUUACCAAAAUCUGCAACUAUUUGUUAUACAGCUGCAUUAUUGAAAGCGCGAGUUGUUGCUGAUAAAUUUUCAACAGAUAUUGCUAGCAAAAGAGGUUUAACUACUCCAGAAAUGAUUGCAGUUGAAGCCAUUCAUAGAGCAGUUGAAUUUAAUCCUCAUGUACCUAAAUAUUUAUUAGAAAUGAAACCAUUAAUUUUACCUCCAGAACAUGUAUUAAAAAGAGGAGAUUCAGAAGCAAUUGCAUAUGCAUUUUUUCAUCUUGCUCAUUGGAAGCAAAUGGAGGGUGCUCUUAAUUUAUUACAUUGUACAUGGGAAGGUACUUUUAGAAUGUUGCCUUAUCCUUUAGAACGAGGACAUUUAUUUUAUCCAUAUCCAACUUGCACAGAAUGUGCAGAUCGUGAAUUGCUACCAUCAUUUCACGAUGUUAGCGUUUAUCCUAAAAAGGAGUUACCGUUUUUUAUUUUGUUUACAGCGGGUUUAUGCUCCUUUACAGCACUCUUAGCUCUCUUGACACAUCAAUAUCCUGAUACUAUGGGUGUAGUUGCACGAUCGAUGCUUGCCUGGUUUUCUCAUCCAUUUUAUUACAUUUUAGACAAAUUAGAAGCAAUUUUACCUUCUAAUUUAUUACAACAGCUUUCUAGAAUAUAAAACAGUCUAAGAUCUCUGAUUAUUAGACUGCGAAUGUUUAUAUAAACGUAUAUCUUUAUAAGAAACAAAUAGAAUAAUAGGAUAACAAAUAGAAUAAACAAAAAUUUGUUAUUUUAUUAGACGAUUUAAAAAAUAUAUUUAUUUUGCAUUUUAUAUGCAUAUUUUUUGCAUAUUCAAUGCACAUUCAACUGUAUAUAUAUAUAUUAUUACUUCGUUAUAAUUUUAAUCGCAUCUCUCACCCUGUAUUUUGCACAUAUGUAUAUGUAUAUUUUGAUAUAUUAUACCAGCAUAAACAUCCGCAAUCUAGUAAUCUUAACUCAUUGUGAUAUUUAUGAUACUUAUGCUUUCAUUGUCAUACAUCAAUUAAGUACAUCUGUACUUCCCGAAUUUCUUAUGACUGAUAUCUUUUAAUAUCUAUGUAUUUAUAGAAUUAAUUAUUUAGUUAAUAUCGAUAGCUAAAAACAGUGUGUAGUAAUGUACAAUUAAUAAAAGUUUGAAUAUCUUUGAA